This is a messenger RNA of Cynara cardunculus var. scolymus (artichoke), 4787 nucleotides long. RefSeq names its product mediator of RNA polymerase II transcription subunit 15a. The transcript has 12 exons. Gene Ontology annotation, molecular function: chromatin DNA binding; transcription coactivator activity. Gene Ontology annotation, biological process: regulation of DNA-templated transcription. Lineage: Eukaryota; Viridiplantae; Streptophyta; Magnoliopsida; Asterales; Asteraceae. The record is from RefSeq and is a predicted model, not a curated record. Bases 378 to 4379 code for a protein of 1333 amino acids.
AUUUGUAAUUGACUCUAAAGUAAUCAUCGAUCCAUCUGAAUUGUUGAGCGGUGUUCAAAGUUUCAUCCCAAAGUCCCAUUCUUGCUACCGAUCCUUCUCCUUAUCACUGUCUCAUUGAAUGAAGUAGGGAUCGUUUUUCAUGUCUCCGGCACCGGCGACAAUCUCACGGCAGCCUAAUGCAACUUGACGCAAAUUGGUCAAAUUUCGUGCACUCGAUCCUUUACUUUUAAAUACUUGGGCUUUUAUUUUCAGAUAGAGAGGGAGAAGCAACGGCUACAUCCGAUUGAUUCUGUGCUCUUGCAACCAAAACCCUAAAUCCAAGAAUUAGGCAUUUGUUUGUUCUACUUUAGGAUUGGAAGUCAGUCAACAAAUAGGAGAUGGAUACGAGUAAUUGGAGGCCUACACAGGGUGGAAGUGCCGGUGGUGGUGACUCCUCUAUGGAAUCUGCUGAUUGGAGGUCUCAACUGCAAGCAGAUUCACGGCAAAGGAUCGUGAACAAGAUAAUGGAUACCUUGAAGAGGCAUCUACCGUUCUCUGGACAUGAGGGGCUACAGGAACUUAAGAAAAUAGCUGUGCGGUUCGAAGAGAAGAUUUAUACUGCUGCAACAAGCCAGUCUGACUAUCUGCGAAAGAUAUCCUUGAAGAUGUUGACUAUGGAAACUAGAUCACAAAAUUCCAUGUCAGAUGCAAUUCAGUCAAACUCUGCUGCUAAUAGUGUAAACCCCUCAGAUCCAGGGUCUCAGGUCAUGCAGCAAGUGAACAACCAAGGGCAACCCCUUCCUAUUUCUGUGCCCUCUAACCAUCCUCAACCAGGGCAACAAAUGUUGUCACAGAGCAUUCACAAUAACAUUAGUUCAACUGGAAUGCAAGGUUCUUCUAGUUUAUCAUCUGCACUACCACCUGGUAGUGGCUUACCACAAUCUACUAUGGCAAAUGGUGCUGGCCAAAAUUCUAGCUUGCAGAACAUUCAAAACAUGUCUGGGGUUCAACAAAAUUCUGUAGGAAAUACAAUGGGGUCAGGAGUGCCUCCAAAUAAUUUUGCAAAUCAAAGGCAGAUACCAGGAAGGCAACAACUUGCUCCCCAACAGCAGCAGCAACAAUCUCAAAACAACCAUUAUCUUUAUCAGCAGCAGUUGCAUCAAAUUGCAAAACAGAAGCUACAGCAUAGCAAUAUCACACCCUCGAUGCAGUCACACAUUCAACAACAGCAGCAGCAGCAACAGAACUUGCUACAGCCAGGUCAUUUGCAAUCAUCUCAACAAUCUGCUAUGCAACCCACAAUGAUGCAGACAUCUUCUCUCUCUACAGCUGUUCAAAAUCAGCAGCCUGUUGUACCACAAUCAUCACAACCUYUGAUUCAGCACCAUCAACAAUCAGUCCUAAGACAACAAAGACAGCAGCAACAAGCUCCUAUUGCUCACCAGCAGCAAGUACAACCAUCACAGGCGCAGCAACAGCAGACUCAGUCACAGCCAAAUUCAAUGGGACAACAGGCAAAUGCUACAAACAUGCAACAGAACCAGCUCAUUGGACAACAAAAUAGUUAUUCUGACAUGCAGCAGCAAAGGUUGCUAGGCCAGCAAAAUAAGCUUUCAAGCGUACAGCAGCCGCAGCAACACUUAAUUGGUCAACAUAACAAUCUUUCUAGUAUGCAACAGCAACAUAUGGUCUCUCAAACUGGUGGUGGAUCAGUGCAGCAGCAGCAGUUGCUCGGAACUCAAUCUGGUAACUCCAGCAUGCAGACUAAUCAACAUCCAGCGCACAUGCUACAAUCGAAGAUUCCAAUUCAACAACAGAAUCAGCAGAGCUCAGCUACUUUGUUGCCAACACAAGUUCAACAAUCACAACCACAACUACAGCAGCAGGUGAUGUCACAUAUACAAUCACAGUCAGGUCAGUUGCAGCAGCAGGUAGGCAUGCAACAACAGCCAAAUCUGCUGCAACGGGAUAUGCAACAAAGGCUUCCGACAUCAGGUGGCUUUCAGCAGCAAAACGUAAUUGAUCAGCAGAAACAGCUAUUCCAACAACAAAGACCUAUGCCAGAGGCUUCAUCAACAUCAUUAGAUUCCACAGCUCAGACAGGCAAUCCAAAUGGCGGAGAUUGGCAAGAGGAAGUGUAUCAAAAGAUAAAAGCUAUGAAGGAUCUGUAUCUACUAGAUUUGCAUGACAUGCACCAGAAAAUCCUCGGAAAGUUGCAGCAGCACGAUUCUCUUCCUCAGCAACCAAAGAAUGAGCAACUUGAGAAGCUGAAAGUAUUUAAAAAUAUGUUGGAGCGUUUCAUGGCGUUCUUACAAAUCCCUAAGCACAAUAUAUUGGCUAAUUAUAAAGACAAGCUGGGUACUUAUGAGAAGCAGAUUGUAAAUGUCAUUAACUCAAAUAGGCGGAAACCUGCAGCCACACAGCAGCAAACACAAACACUACCUCCGUCUCACCUGCCUUCUGUGCAGCAAUCACAACAGACGCAUUCACAAUUGACACAAGUGCAACCACAUGAAAAUCAGAUGAAUUCCCAAAUGCAAACGGUGAAUUUACAGGGUUCUAUGGCAGCAAUGCAACAGAAUAAUAUGGGGAGUUUGCAGCAAAAUUCAGUCUCUUCUGUAUCAGGAGCUUCAAAUGCUCAACAGAACAUGAUGAGUUCCAUACAGCCUAAUUCUAAUCUCGAUUCAGGACAGAAUAGUACAAUGAACUCAUUGCAGCAGGUCAGUGGUGGUUCCCUACAACAAAAUGCAGUGAGUGGUCCUCAACAAGGAAACAUAAAUCCAUUGUCAUCUCAUAGUGGGAUGGGUACGCUACAGCAAAACUCUACUAUGCUUCAACACCAGCAUAUAAAACAGCAGGAACAGCUUCUUCAGAACCAGCAACUGAAGCAAUUUCAACAGCGCCAAAUGCAGCAACAAUAUCUGCAUAAACAGCUGCACCAGCAGCAGCAGCAGCAGCAGCAAUUUCAUCAGCAAACAAAGCAGCAGCAACAAAGUGGGCCGUUGCAAGGAAACCAACUAUCUCAGCUUCAUCAGAUAAAUGAUGGCAGUGACUUGAAACUUAGACAGCAGAUGACUAUGAAGUCGGGUGCUUUUCAGCAACAUCAUGCAGCAGCCCAGCGUUCAGCUUAUCACCAACAAUUGAAAUCAGGUGCUCCGUUUUCACCUCAACUCCUCCCAGCUGCAUCUCCACAAAUGUCACAGCAUCCAUCUCCACAGAUUGACCAGCAAAACCUGUUCAACUCCCUCACUAAACCUGGUACACCUUUGCAGUCUGCAAAUUCACCAUUUGCUGUACCUUCUCCUGCAACUCCCUCUGCUUCUCCUAUCCCAGGGGAGUUAAUGAGUGGUGUUUCAUCACUGUCUAAUGGUGGGAACCUUGGACAUCAACAACCAACUGCUGCAGUCUUACCUUCUCAAUCUCUUGCUAUUGGCACACCCGGGAUAUCGGCCUCGCCUUUACUCGCAGAGUUCACUAGUCCAGAUGGAAACCAUGGUGUUGUGGCAUCAAUUGGAUCCGGAAAGUCGAGUGUUACAGAACAGCCUCUAGAUCGCUUACUCAAAGUGGUAAAGUCGAUUUCACCAAAAGCUUUGAGUGCCUCAGUUAGUGACAUUGGUUCAGUUGUCAGUAUGAUUGAUAGGAUAGCAGGAUCAGCACCAGGUAAUGGAUCGCGGGCUGCCGUUGGUGAGGACUUGGUUGCCAUGACAAAAUGUCGUCUUCAGGCUAGAACGUUUGUCACUCAAGAUGGAAACAACGGAACAAGGAAGAUGAAACGCUUUACGAGUGCAAUGCCAUUAAAUGUUGUAUCAUCUGUUGGUAGCGUGAAUGAUAGUUUCAAGCAAUUGAAUUGUGCUGGGACUUCAGAGCUGGAUUCAACUGCAUCUUCUACAAUCAAAAGGCCCCGGAUUGAGACUAAUCAUGCCCUGUUGGAAGAAAUAAAGGAGAUAAAUCAGGGACUCAUAGAUACUGUUGUAGAUAUUAGCGAGGAAGAUAAUGAUCCGGCUGCAGCUUCCGAGGGUGGUGAUGGAACCGUUGUUAAAUGCUCGUUUUGUGCUGUAGCUCUUGGUCCAAACUUGAAGUCACAAUAUGCUUCAGCGCAAAUGUCACCUAUUCAACCAUUACGAUUGCUUGUUCCUGCAAAUUAUCCAAAUUGUUCCCCAAUACUCUUGGAUAAGUUUCCUAUUGAAGUCAGCAAGGAGUACGAAGAUCUAUCGGUAAAGACCAAGUCAAGGUUCAGUAUCUCUUUGAGAAGCCUUUCACAGCCGAUGUCGCUUAAAGAAAUUGCAAGAACGUGGGAUGUGUGUGCUCGUGCGGUUAUAUCGGAGUAUGCUCAGCAAAGUGGUGGUGGUACCUUCAGCUCUAAAUACGGUGUCUGGGAGAACUGCUUAAGUGCUGCAUAGUCUUGUUUCUCUUCUUCCUUCUUCGAGACUAAACAAAAGUAUUGUUACCCAACCAUCCUCCAUGCUUUCAUUGUACGAUAUCACCAUCACCAUCACCAUCACCAUCAUCAUCAUCAUCAUCAUCACCAUCACCAUCACCAUCACUAUCACCAUCAUCAUCAUCAUCAUCAUCAUCACCAUCACCAUCAUCAUCAUCAUCAUCACCACCAUCAUCAUCACCAUCAUCACCAUCAUCAACAUCAUAGGUAUACAUGAUAAAUAGUUAUGUUCCAGAAUUUUAUCUUGUCGUAAGAAAUGCGAUACUUCUUUUGGGAAAUUUUCAUGUUAAGAUUGGUUGUAAUCUUGUAUGGUUGUUGCAACAUUUUAAUGAAGUUUAAAGGUAACAAGUUUGGCUUUUUGUAUUGAAUU